AUGCUACGCAUCUGCACUCACGGAGGAAAUUACCGGGAUUUCCUAAAAAAUGGAGCCAUCUAUCUUGUUAGAUUGAGAGCUUUAUCGUCUACGUCGUCCUCUUUAGUAACAUGUAGCUCCGUUAAUGAUAAAAUAAAAAAUGCGUUAUCACAAAAAGAAGUGGCUCGAUUACUACAAAAAGAUGUUAGUUUUGAUCAAAAAUUUAUGGAACGAGUUAGAGAAACCGUUGCUUGGUUUGCGACCCCAAAAGGAUUCAAGAAGUUCUUUGAUUCUGAUGAUAGCAAGACUGAUAAAAAGGAGGAGAAGGAAAAGUCUCCUUCAGAUGAUAAAUCGAAGUCAUCAGAUAAAAAGAGCAAAGGUAGCAAAGGCAGUCCUGGUGGUCCUCUCGACCAGUUUCCUGGUACUUGGCAACAAAUAGCAUUUACUGUCGGUCUUAUAUUCGCUCUUUAUCUAUUUAUGGAUUACCAGUCAUAUAGGGAGAUUUCCUGGAAAGAAUUCUUUCACGAAUUCCUUGAACCCGGCAUUGUUGAUCGACUAGAAGUUGUUGACAAAAGAUGGGUUCGCAUUGUUUCCUCCGCAAAAAAUACUGGGCAAACUUGUUACUUCAAUAUCGGAAGUGUAGAUAGCUUCGAACGUAGCUUAGCUGCUGCACAAAUGCAUCUUGGCACCGGACGAGCAGGUGGUGGAGGCGGCCUAGGUGGUAUGUUCGGUGGAUUUGGACAAAGUACUGCAAGAAUUAUCAACAAGGAAGAUAUCAAGGUUGCAUUCAAAGAUGUUGCUGGAUGUGAAGAAGCCAAAAUAGAAAUUAUGGAAUUUGUGAACUUCCUCAAAAAUCCCCAACAAUACAAAGAUCUUGGUGCAAAAAUUCCGAAAGGUGCAAUACUAACUGGUCCACCUGGUACUGGUAAAACUCUUCUCGCUAAAGCAACCGCUGGUGAGGCAAAUGUUCCCUUCAUCACCGUGUCCGGAUCAGAAUUCCUUGAGAUGUUUGUUGGUGUUGGUCCCGCUCGUGUUCGCGACAUGUUUGCUAUGGCAAGAAAAAACAGUCCAUGUAUUCUUUUCAUUGAUGAGAUUGAUGCUGUUGGUCGAAAAAGAGGCGGAAAGGGUGGAAUGGGAGGUCACUCUGAACAGGAGAACACAUUGAAUCAAUUGCUUGUAGAGAUGGAUGGUUUCUCAACCGAAGAGUCAUCUGUGAUUGUGAUUGCUGCAACGAAUCGAGUAGAUAUCCUAGAUCCCGCUUUGUUACGACCUGGUCGUUUUGAUCGGCAAAUUUAUGUACCGGUCCCUGAUAUCAAGGGCCGUGCAUCUAUUUUUCGGGUACAUUUGGGUCCAUUGAAAACAUCUUUGGACAAAGUAAAAUUAUCGCGAAAGCUUGCUGCACACACCCCUGGAUUCUCAGGUAUAUUUUUGUUUCGCUUUUGCCUAUAUUUUUAA
This is a messenger RNA of Strongylus vulgaris, 1434 nucleotides long. The record is from the annotation of a GenBank genome assembly. Lineage: Eukaryota; Metazoa; Nematoda; Chromadorea; Rhabditida; Strongylidae.